Molecule: messenger RNA, 1627 nt
Organism: Prorocentrum cordatum
Lineage: Eukaryota; Dinophyceae; Prorocentrales; Prorocentraceae
Source: the annotation of a GenBank genome assembly
CUCCCAAGGCAGGCAGGCCCGAGCGGCUCGCGUCCCCCCGCGCCGCCCCCCCCCGUCCGCGCUGGCGUCGCCCCGCCCGCGCUCCCCCGAUGGACGGGCCCGCGAUGGCCGCGCCCGCGUGCCCAACGCCGUUCCCGGGACACUCCCUGCACAGGCGACUCCGGCAGCUGCCCGACGCCCCCGCGUGGGCCGCCUACCUGCCGGCUGGGCUCUACCCUGGGGGCCUGCCGUCCCCCACUGGCAAGGCGCCCUCGGCCGGCUCGACGGCCUCGAGGGGGACGGUCUCCUCCGCGGCCUGCGGGUGCCGCGGCCGCGUCUGGGCCCUGUCCCGCGACCCGGCGGGCUGCCGCGAGGUGCAGCAGGCCUUCGACCUGGCGGCCGAGGAGGAGCGGGUGGCGCUCGCGCGCGAGCUGCGCGGGCAUGUCCACGAGGCGAUGCGCUGCCCGCACGCGAACUACGUCCUGCAGAAGGCGCUGUCGUCGCUGCAGCCCGAACAGCUCGACUUCGUUGUGGAGGAGCUGGGCAGCAAGGGGCCCGUGGGCAUCGUCCAGGCCGCCCGGCACAAGUACGGCUGCCGCAUCGUCCAGCGGCUCUUGGAGCACGGCGGCGGGGCCCAGGCCGACCGCGUGGCGGAGGCGCUCUGUGCGGACGCGCUCGAGAACUGCCUCCACCCUUACGGCAACUACGCGAUCCAGAAGGUCCUGCAGCACAGCGAUCCGGCCCGGCGCCGCGCCCUGGUGGGGCUGCUGCGGGAGCACGUGGCCGCGCUCGGCGAGGACGCCUACGGGUCCUCGGUGCUCACGAAGGCGCUCGCCUGCGGCGCCAGGGACGAGCAGCUGCUGCUGGUGCGGGCGAUGCUGGCGACCCCGGGGCUGCUGGCGCAAAUGCCGCGGCGUCGCGGCGGGAACAUCUCGGCCAGGCUGGCCCUGAAGCUUCUGGAGGGCAAAGAGCUGGAAGAGGCGAAGCGGCAGCUCGACGGGCCUUACCACACGACCGGUGGGGGCCGCGCCACGACGCCGCGGGGUGCUAGACAGGGCCGCGGCCACCGCCGCGCCCCGCCCCGCUCCCGAGGCAUCCAUUGCAUGCAGUCUGGGUUGAAGACGGAGUGUGCACUAGUGCGCCUUUGAGCCGUCACCGAUUUUGCCGCAGCGCGCUUCGCGUGGCUGAGGCCGCAUGAUGUUUAGCAUCUGGCUUAUUAGCUCUGAGGUGCUCUCUUAGUGUUGCGGUGGAGAGCCAGCACAAGUUCGUAGUCUUGUGCCGCACAGUGACACCUAAAGAUUCGCAGGGUCGGUGCCCACAAGAAGCACCGAAGCGCAGGUGUUUGCGUCCAGGUCAUCGUCCUCCUCGCCCUCAUCCUUCAUUCUUCUUCCUCCCUCUUCUCAUAAACCUCUGUCCUCCCUUUUCCCUCCUUUGCCCUCCUCCCCCAGCCCUUCUCUUUUCCCUCCCCCCGUCCCCCGCUCAGAAACCUCUGGGCGGCUUCUUCUGCCCUGCGCGGUGGCCUCCCCGUCUGUCUGCGGCCACAGCCAGCGCAAGCCUGGCGAGGGCGUCGCUUCGGCCUGGGCCCACUCCCGCCGACGCCGGCCGCAGAAAAGGCAGCGCUCUCGACGACCACGUCGACGAUGGCGAC